This is a messenger RNA of Odontomachus brunneus, 3443 nucleotides long. It is a transcript of the gene Marc, whose product is annotated as mitochondrial amidoxime reducing component 2. Gene Ontology annotation, molecular function: molybdenum ion binding; pyridoxal phosphate binding; catalytic activity. NCBI's taxonomy places the organism in Eukaryota, Metazoa, Arthropoda, Insecta, Hymenoptera, Formicidae. The transcript has 5 exons. Bases 381 to 1415 code for a protein of 344 amino acids. The record is from RefSeq and is a predicted model, not a curated record.
AGCUUUCGCACGUCACACCGAUGUCUUCUCCUCGCAUGUGUCGACACGGCGGCGGCGGAGACGGCAGUAACGGCCCGGCGACGGCUGCAUCGACGGGAUUUUACUACUACAGCAGUGGAAGGAGAUAACAGAACGUAAAGCAAAUGGAUAACGGUGUCUUCCUCCGGAGGAAGGAGAUGGUAGCGGCGUGCACGUGAAGUCCAGCGAGCCAGUGUCGCGGAAACUGCGAGAGAAGAGGUUGUUCGACUGGCCUGUUCCCCAGCUUAGGCAUUCCCGAAGAGGAGUAGUUAUCGUUAAGAACUGAUAUUUCCUAGGGUCCUUAUCGGUGAAAACGUCUUGGUUUAUCGCGGCCAAUUUCUUCGUCAACCUUGGCAUUGAUUAUGGACAGAACACGAUUGGCGUAUGCCACGGCUGCCGCAGUGGGCGCCGGUACAGCGGUUUUCGUCAUCUGGUGGUGGUGGACCAGAAGGCAAAAACAACAGUUGCCGACUAAGUGGCGUAAGGUUGGAGAACUGAGCGACUUGAUCGUUUUCCCGGUCAAAUCGCUCGGUGCAGUUCGCAUCACGGCGAUGGAAUGUACACAGUUGGGCCUGAAGUCAGGUUGGUUGAGAGAUCGGACACUGAUGGUAAUCGAUCUCGACGGACGAUUUAUCACCGCCAGACAAAUGCCGAAGAUGGUCCAGGUAUCGCCUAACAUUUCCGGUUCUGUGCUAACGCUUCGCGCUCCAGGGAUGAUGUCGAUAUCAGUGGACCUUGCUCAACUUCGUGGCAAAAGCUUCCGAGCUGCUGUAUGGGGCCAAGCAGUGCCAGCAUGCGACUGUGGUGAAGAACCUGCUCGAUGGCUGUCACGCUUCCUGCUUCAAGAGGACGUCGGUCUUAGAUUGGUUUAUUAUACGUUAGAUCAAACGUCGCGAGACGUGAGAGCGAUCAAUAAGGGUUUCCCCUUGGCAGAGGCGAUAGAUACCGGAGCCUAUCCAGAUGCAACGAGUUAUAGUCUGGUCACCGAGGCUUCGAUAACGGAUCUUAAUAGUCGGUUGAAAAAACCAGUCACGCCACAGCAAUUUCGUAUGAAUUUCGUGGUCAAGGGUACCACCGCUUACGAGGAAGAUAAAUGGGACUGGGUGAAGAUCGGGAACGUCGUAUUGAGAAAUGUCAGGCCAUGUACGAGGUGCAUCUUUACUACGGUGGAUCCGGAAACCGGCAAGAAGAAUAUUGAUGUGGAACCCUUAAAGACCUUGAAAAGUUACAGGCAAAUAAAUGACCCCGAGCUGCGACCUUACGUCGGUGAUAGUCCUAUUAUGGGCAUCCACCUUGGACUAAGAGGAUCUAACGGAACGGUUCGUUUGGGUGAUCCCAUUUAUGUUAAUGUACCGGACGAGGAGAAGGAAACACCGCCUUUGACUUCACCGUCAUAGCUAUGGCGUUGGGAUUCCUGCGAACAUUUAGAACACGAAGGAAACAAUAUUUCAACGCUCGAAGAUGAAGGAACCGGUGAAAUGGAAUUCGAGGUAAACGAUAAAAGAGAUAUGUAAUGUUCAUAAAAAUGUGUAAUAGUCACACGUACAAUUGUAUACGUGAAAUACCUUUAAUUGGUAUAUUCGGCGGAUCGUACUGAUAGGAGCUGUAAAAUUUGGAGCUAUAUAAUUAGUUAUAUAUAAUAUAUAACUAAUCACUGAUGUGUAUGUCCUAUGAUAAGCUUUGCACUGUGGGUCUAAAUGAACAACGAUGUGGGUUUUAAAAAUAUGAUUAAAUCCACACGCGACCUAGAUCUAUGAUCUUUGUAUUGUUACGGAAUUGCGAUAGUGUGCGUCUUAGAAACUCGGAAAUAUAUUUUGUUAAAUCGUUAAGAUAUUAGUAUCUUCUCCCUAUGUGUAUACAUGUGAAUGUGUGUAUGCAAGUGUGAAUAAUGUUUAUGUAAAGUGAUCGAUUUAUAUAUAUUAUAAGAUAGAGAAGCAAGUGUCAGUUCAUUUUGAGAGAUGAGACUGGCCGAAUUUCGACAAUUAAGCGAGUCGUUUAAAGCUUCAAGCAUUUCUUGAAAAUAAACAAAUAUAUUCAAACUGACAGCUCAGUAAACAUGAAAUAAUAAUAUUACAUCAGUUACAAUGUUGUAAUUUUCUAUUCAACAAUGCAAUGUGACAUGUUAUAUGUAACAAUGACAUUACUUAGUGGGAAAUUAUAACAUUGACGUAAUAUAACUAUUAUUCAAUGCUUACCGGGAUGUAGUUCAUUUUUUAUUCCGACACUUCGUCAAAUAUUGAUAAUGUAUUGUAAGUAUAUAUAUUUGACCUCAAAAUGGAUGAUAAAGCUAUUAAUCGCACAACAAUAAUAACGCGCGUGUAUUGCAUAAUAUGAUUUUGCAAAACCACACACCCAAAUAACACAAGAAGUCUUGAGAUUAUCUUGGACCCAGAUAAGAUAGAAAAUUACGAUAACGUCAAAAUGAGGAGAAAAUAAUCGAAUCAUGAUCGAAAAGUAAGUUUUUACAGUUAUCUUCUCGUCAUUUUGAUGUCAUCGUGAUUUUCUGUUUCAUCUAGGAUGUACAUGAGACAUUUUAGAGUACUCUUCAGGUCUUUUAGACUCGUUUAAAAUGGUCUCAGGUAGAACAGAUAAUGAAAAUAAUGUCAAUCUGACGUCUUUUUGACCAAAAAAUGAUGUAAGUUUGGUCAAAAUGACGUCAGAUUGACAUUAUUUUGAUCAUCUGUUCUACCUGGAGUUCUGCGACGUCUUGGUGCUAUAUGGAUAACAAUAACGGAUAUUGUUCUACUGUGCUUUACUUGAUUUUUCCAACUUGUUCGAUUAUUUCAAUUUUAUAUAAACACUUCCUGUAAAUCUCUCCUAUAUUCACGAGCGGGAACUUAAACGUUAUGUUCAAAGCUACGCCGAAAAUCCCCUAAUAAGCGAAAUGUUAACGGUAUGUCGGCAGAUUGGCAGCACAUUUAAUAAUUAGAAUGCCGCAGAUAGCCAUCUUGGCCACAUUAAACUUCAAUGCUGUCGACAGAAUCUGCUUACAUAACCCUGACAGCAGAUUGGCGGUGGGGAUCGAGGAUACCUGCGGUAUAUUCCAUUUAAAUGUAAUCAAACAGUUAGGGAAUGACAGACCUUGCUUGGUUUCUGCCGACAAUAUGCCAUUGUAUUCUUAGUAGAUCCUGUUAUUCCAGGUAGAAGAAACUUUUAAGAUUUCUGUAUCUUAAAACAUUCAAAAGAAAUAUGAUGUCUUUUGAACUUCUUUAUUUUAGAAGUUUAUAUUUCCGCUAAAGAGUAAGCUAUUGCUAAAAGUUUUUAUAGCAGACACACCGCAAAAUCUGUCUCCGCAGGUGGCCAAUUGCCCAACUCUAGUGUGAAUUUUGUCACUUUAGUUGAUAUCUGGACCAUCUAAUAUUUUUCUAAUCAUAUUUUUGUAUCAUAGGGUUAAAUUCGAAUAAAUUACAAACGUUCCCUCACAA